AAGAAGAUCUCGUUUAGCGGAAAGCGGAAAAAGAAUCUGUUUCGAUCUUCAAGACCCCCCCAAAACAAAGUGAAAAUCAAUUAAGCAAUUUGAUCGAGUUAGCAUUUCGAUUGUUUUUGUUCUUUUGUAUUGUUAUAGAAAUUUGAAAAGGAGCUCUCUUUUAUUGUGUAAAAUUAAAAAAAAUAUGGCUCAAGCCAUUGAAGAAUGGUAUAAGCAGAUGCCGGUCAUCACCCGCUCUUAUCUCACAGCUUCUGUUGUUAUCAAUAUUGGUUGCUCUCUCGAAAUAAUAUCACCUUAUAAUCUGUACUUGAACCCUACACUUGUGGUUAAACAUUAUCAAUUCUGGCGCCUCGUUACUAACUUCCUAUACUUCCGCAAGAUGGAUUUGGAUUUCAUGUUUCACAUGUUCUUUCUUGCUCGAUACUGCAAACUCCUUGAAGAGAACACUUUUAGGGGAAGGACUGCAGAUUUCCUUUACAUGCUCUUGUUUGGAGCUUCUGUCUUAACUGGCAUUGUGCUUAUUGGCGGAAUGAUACCUUAUCUGUCGGCAUCAUUUGCAAGAAUCAUAUUUCUAAGCAAUUCAUUGACAUUCAUGAUGGUUUAUGUGUGGAGCAAGCAGAAUCCUUUUAUACAUAUGAGUUUUCUGGGUCUUUUUACUUUUACGGCAGCUUACUUGCCCUGGGUGCUUCUGGGAUUCUCUGUCCUUGUUGGUGCUAGUGCUUGGGUGGAUCUCCUGGGAAUGAUAGCCGGUCAUGUAUACUAUUUUCUCGAAGAUGUAUAUCCCCGAAUGACAGGUCGCAGGCCCCUAAAAACUCCAUCUCUCAUCAAAGCACUGUUUGCGGACGAGGAUGUAGUGGUAGCACAGCCUGCAAAUGUGAGAUUUGCUCCCCCACCCGCAGAGGAACUUCACAGGGAUUAAUUAGUCCACCCUCCACAAACUAGACCAGUGGAGAUUACCUUGGCCGGUUUGAUCUCUGCAAAGUGUGGUUCGCCAUUUCGUAGAAAAAUGUUCAAAGUUGCAUGCUAAUUAAGUGGUUUUGCAUUAGCAAUGUGUAUAGGUCCUACUGGAUUUAUGUGGAUCCAUAGAUUUUUGUAAUUUAUACCUAGACUGGGUGCUUUUCUUAACAUUUAUAAUGAAGUACGACAACAUUACAUGA
Molecule: messenger RNA, 1157 nt
Organism: Hibiscus syriacus
Lineage: Eukaryota; Viridiplantae; Streptophyta; Magnoliopsida; Malvales; Malvaceae
Product: derlin-2.2-like
Exons: 6
Coding region: 185-919 (244 amino acids)
Biological process (GO): endoplasmic reticulum unfolded protein response
Cellular component (GO): endoplasmic reticulum membrane; Hrd1p ubiquitin ligase ERAD-L complex
Molecular function (GO): misfolded protein binding; ubiquitin-specific protease binding
Source: RefSeq, a predicted model, not a curated record